AAUUCAUUUAACUUAACAUUAAACUUAUUGAAACUCGAUUGUGUUGUGCCACGACAAUAAGUUAAUUAGUCAAAAAUGUUAACGAAAUUUUAUUGAAAUUAUUAAAGAAAAUGAUCGAGUUUUUGGUGACUUUGGUGCUUUUCUACGGUACCCUGUGUCUUGUGCCUUUAUUAGCUUUAAAUUUUUUGGUAUUGAGAUUUAGCAGAUCACUAUGGCUAUCUUGCAUUUCCUUGCUUCAUCCGGAAGUGGAAUUUAUAAAAUACGUCACAGUUCGCACCUUGCUAGACACCCAUAGAAACCAAGGAAUAAUAUCAGUACUUCUUUGCGUGAAGGGCCAGCCUAACCCCGAAGCUGUGAGGAGACAUUUGCAUGAAUUGGUCAGACGAAGAGACAAAUCCGGCAACCUAGCAUUCCCGAGGUUGCGACAUUGCCUAGUUACAAGAUGUGGCAACUAUGCUUGGGAAAAAGCUAAAUUUGAUCUUGAUCAAAACCUCACUGUGGCACCGUUCACCUACAAAGGAAGAACCGUCACUGAGUACAACAUACAAGACUAUGUGAGCGAAAUAGUGUCUAAGUAUUUACCCACUGGGGUGCCACCAUGGCAAGUGGUAAUAAUACCAUCAUCAGAAGAUAACCAUUAUAUACUAUUUAAGGUUCAUCAUGUACUUUUGAGUGAGGGGUUAAAUAUCGGCGAUCUCUUACCUUUGAUACCUCCAACUAGACAACCUUCAGGGAACUUUACAUCCAAAAGCCCUUUGGUGGAGGUGCUGCCAAAGCCAAAAGUAAUGCCGGUUCUUAAGGAAAAAUUAACUGAAGAACUAUCAAAUCGUUGGAACGAAUUCGUAGCAAAUUAUGACCCCCUUGAGAGACCCGAGUUGCUAAAAAACACCCCGACUUUUUUUGAGUUCCUAUCAAUCUCACUUAUAACCAUAGUGUCGUCCUUUAAAGAAUGCAGACGCGGUUUCAGAGUGAUCAAGGAUGAUAUUUACUCAAGAACAAAGUAUAUUCUGAUCACACUAAAUAAGGAGACCACCAAAAGACAGGUUACUGUGUUGAAUUUCUUUUUGUCUAUAUUGUGUUCUUUGGAUCCAAGAAAUGUUUUGAGUAACACUUUCAGAUCUCUAUGGUAUGUUUGUUUUGUUUUACCUGUUAGAGUACCCAUUGUUAUCUAUGCUGAGGUUUUGGCUUUCUAUACUUGUCUGACGUUACAAUACUGUCCAUAUCCGUAUACCUUUGUUGGGAUGUUGUACACAUACGUACCUUUAUUUUUCAACACCACCAAAGAGUUAAUGAAGAUUUUAUCCAUAUUUUUCUCAGCCCCAAAGACUGUCAUACAAGAUAUACUCCUUCAGAAAGAAUCGUUCCAAACCAUAACGCUAUGUGGAAGAAAAUCUGUAGCAUGGUCUGACCCUGUGAAAGUGGACUUUAUCAGACAGAUUUCCAAAGCUACCGGAGUAUCAGACACUGAAAUAAUGCUGAGCGCUGUUAGUGCGUCGGUCUCCAAAUACUUAUCCCAAACAAACCACGUCAUCCCGGAUGAACUCCCCAUCACAAUACGUAACAUAAACUCCAACUACAUCUUCGCCACUGGUAACAACGUCAAACCUGGCGAUGCGAUGUCGGGCAUCCUUUGCUUGAACCUCCCGAUAAUGGACCCAGAACGCGAGACAACGCAACUGGACAACCUCAUGGAGGUUAGAGACAACUUCCACAAAGUACUCGAAAAACAAGGCCUCUCCCAUCUCCUCACAAUCCUCCAAACCAGAUUCGGCGUCCUAACGAAGUUCUUACCCUCGUUCUUGGUCAGCGUCUACCUUAAAUACCUAUCGAGGAAGUACGCCGUGUCCGUAACGGAAUUGACCAGCAGAUACCCGAACGUAACGCAGAGAUCACUGUGGGGACAGGAAGUCAGCAGCGUCAUCUAUUGGAGACCACCACAAGGAAACACAAGUAUAUCUUUGUGUCUGAACGAAUACGCUGACCAUGUAAAGUUGGGGGUUAUGUGUGAUACCCAGUUAGCUCCCCAACAUCCUCUUUUGGCAAGAAAUUUUCCGGAUUACAUCCAGGAAAUGGCCAAAGCUUCAAAUUUGCACCAACAAUAAAAAGUUUUUUUAUAUUUUUAAUAUUGCUCAUUAAGUUUUGAAAUAAUAAAAGACAUAUUUAUUAAUUUAUA
Molecule: messenger RNA, 2173 nt
Organism: Brassicogethes aeneus
Lineage: Eukaryota; Metazoa; Arthropoda; Insecta; Coleoptera; Nitidulidae
Source: the annotation of a GenBank genome assembly